Molecule: messenger RNA, 505 nt
Organism: Mycena citricolor
Lineage: Eukaryota; Fungi; Basidiomycota; Agaricomycetes; Agaricales; Mycenaceae
Source: the annotation of a GenBank genome assembly
GGUGCUCUGAUCAGGAGGUAAAUCACGCGAUCUGGUUAGGCUCCUUCGGAGGGGGACAAGUUCUAUUUGACCUGAGAUAUUUGUUGCACAACAACCCGAGCUGGUCCCGAACCAUCGAAGAGGACACUGAAAGCUGUCCAUGCUAAAUGACUCCGAGGCCGCAAGAUUGAUUCCGAAAGAGCCACUUCGGCGAACAUUUCAAAGUGGGGAAAGCGAUUCCGUUGCCUUCUCGGCUUCGGUUUAACCCGCCAUCUGCUCCUAGAGGGAUGCAAAGCCAGAGGACUUGAAUUGAUUGGAGAAUAUUCUCAAGCAGCGAUGAGAAGCAGCUAGCCACCACCUGAAACGAUAGCAUCGUUCAUAGCAAUGGAUCCCACUGGCUACACCGUGGGCAAGAUGAAAAGAAUGCUGAAGCAGAUCACGAACUGUCAAAGCAAGAUUAAGUGUAGAUAGAGAGACCCGCAAUGAAAUCAAACCAACAGACCGUCGAUCUACGAGCAUUUAUCGA